Molecule: messenger RNA, 2376 nt
Organism: Lathyrus sativus (Indian pea)
Lineage: Eukaryota; Viridiplantae; Streptophyta; Magnoliopsida; Fabales; Fabaceae
Source: the annotation of a GenBank genome assembly
AUGAAAAAUAUGGAUUUCUCAUUCACACUAUUUCUUCUACUAUUGCUCUUUUCUUUCCAAUCUUCAUCAUCCUUGAGAAAAGGUUCAUCCCUCUCAGUAGAAAAACCAGAAGACAAAAUCAUCUCACCAAAUGGUAUGUUCACUGCUGGUUUUACUUCCAUUGGUGAUAAUGCAUAUUUCUUUGCCAUAUGGUUCACACAACCAAAUUCCCUCAAACUCAACAACACAAUCAUUUGGACGGCGAAUCGCGACCAACCGGUUAAUGGAAAAAGAUCCAAACUCAUCCUUUUAAACACAGGAAACAUUGUUUUGCUUGAUGUUUCUCUAAACAAUUUUUGGUCUUCAAACACUGCAUCAUUGAAACCAUUAGAGUUACAUCUCAAAAAUGAUGGAAAUCUUGUGUUGCGUGAGCUUCAAGGAACCAAAAGUCUCUGGCAGAGUUUUGAUUCUCCAACAGAUACUCUCCUUCCUGGUCAACCUCUUACAAGAUAUACAAAGCUUGUAGCUUCAAUAAGUGAGACUAAUCAUUCAUCUGGCUUCUACAUGUCGUUUUUCGACGAUGAAAAUAUUUUCGGUCUUCAUUACAACGGCCGCAAUGUUUCUAGCUCGUAUUGGCCAAGACCUUGGCUUCUAAGUUGGGAUGUUGGAAGAUCAAAUUUCAACAGUAGCAGAACUGCAGUGUUGGACUCUCUUGGUAAUUUCCAUUCAUCAGAUAAUUUCACUUUUUCAACUUCUGAUUAUGGAUCUGUCUUGCAAAGAAUAAUGAAACUUGAUUCUGAUGGUAUUGUAAGAGUUUAUAGCAGAAAUAGUAUGUCACAGAAUUGGUAUGUUUCAUGGCAAGCCUUUUCUGGUGCUUGCUUGGUUCAUGGAAUUUGUGGAGCUAAUAGUACAUGUAGUUAUAGUCCUAAGUUUGGAAGAAAGUGCUCUUGUAUUCCAGGGUAUAAGAUGAAGAAUCAUAAUGAUUGGUCUUAUGGUUGUGAACCUAUGUUUGAUUUCACUUGCAAUAAAAGUGAAUCAACCUUUUUAGAGAUGAAGAAUGUUGAGUUUUAUGGUUAUGGCUUUCAUUAUAUUGAAAUUUGUAACUACAGUACCUGUGAGGAUUUAUGCAUACAAGAUUGUAAUUGUAUAGCAUUUCAAUAUUCAUUUUGGGAGAAAAAGGGCUUUUAUAGGUGUUUUUCAAAAACACAACUGCAAAAUGGAAGGUUUAUACCUUCCUUUGAAGGAUCAACCUACUUGCGAUUACCUAAAGGUAAUAGCUUCUUGAGAAAGGAAUCUUCUUUUCCGAGUAAUCAUGUUUGCUUGGAAACACUUCAAAGAGUUUAUGUCAAAGAAAGCCAAAACCAAUACGUGAAGUUUUUUCUCUGGUUCGUCACUGCGAUUGGAGCUUUUGAAACGGUCUGCAUUUUUGCCGUUUGGUGUUCCCUAUUAAGGUCGCGCCAAAAGACUAAUGCAGACCAACACGGCUACCACCUUGCCGAAAUAGGGUUUAGAAAGUUCAGUUACUUGGAGCUCAAGAAAGCAACAAAAGGGUUCAGUCAAGAGAUAGGAAGAGGCGGGGGAGGCGUUGUAUACAAAGGUGUAUUAUCUGAUCAAAGACACGCUGCGAUAAAGAGACUUUACAAUGCUCAACAAGGAGAAAGUGAGUUUCUCGCAGAAGUAGGCAUCAUUGGAAGACUCAAUCACAUGAAUUUGAUCGAAAUGUGGGGAUAUUGCGCCGAGGGAAAAUAUAGACUAUUGGUAUAUGAGUACAUGGAAAAUGGUUCUUUAGCCGAAAAUCUAUCAUCUAACAAACUUGAUUGGAGUAAAAGGUACAAAAUUGCUUUAGCAAUAGCAAGAGUUUUAGCGUAUCUUCAUGAAGAAUGUUUGGAGUGGAUUCUGCAUUGUGAUAUAAAGCCACAAAACAUACUUCUUGAUUCUAACUUCCAGCCCAAGUUAGCAGAUUUUGGAUUGUCUAAGCUACAAAAUAGAAGCAAUCUCAACAACUUAAGUGUAACUACUAUUCGAGGAACAAGAGGUUAUAUGGCACCGGAAUGGAUUUUCAACUUGCCAAUAACAUCAAAAGUAGAUGUUUAUAGCUAUGGAAUAGUUGUGUUGGAGAUGAUAACAGGAAAGAGUCCAACAACAGGUUUCAAAGUAGUGAAUGGUGAAAAGGAGAGUGUUGGGAGGUUGGUUACAUGGGUGAGAGAGAAAAAAGGGAGUAGUGUUAGUUGGGUGGAGGAAAUAGUUGAUGAUGAAAUUGGAUUGAAUUAUGAUAAAAGGAAGAUGGAGAUAAUGGCUAAAGUUGCUUUGGAUUGUGUUGUGGAUGAAAGAGAUUCAAGACCUACUAUGAGUAGAGUGGUGGAAAUGCUUCAAUACCAUGGAACUGAGGCUCAGUGA